UUUGCGGUGCGUUGUUUUUGUGUUACCGUAUUCCAAGGUCAAGAAAAAACCUCAUUUCAUUUCCUUCCACUAAGAUUGAGAAUCACAUUCAAACACUGAUGAUGGAAUCUUUAACCUCAUCUUCUUCUUCAACAACGCUACCUUCUUUCUCCAUCUUCCCUUCAACAACAACAAGAACAUCUCUUUCUUCCAAGAAAACCCUCCACUUUCGUCCACCUUCCUCCAAACGUGACGAUGCUAAGGAUUCCGAUGAAAUCAACAUCAACAUCAACCUUCCAGUUCUCAGUAAUCAAUGCUUCUCCAUUUCCCCUCUUUCUAAUGAUGCGGCGAUGGGGCUGGUGUUGAGUGCUGCAACUGGUAGAGGAUGGACAACGGGUUCGGGGAUGGAAGGGCCGCCUGUUCCUGCUGUUGGGAAGGAUGAUGAAUUAGGGACGGGGAAUAUUUCAACUUUUCCGUGGUCUCUGUUCACGAAAUCUCCGAGGAGGAGGAUGCUUAUUGCUUUUACUUGUACAAUCUGCAGCCAGCGAACUACACGGGCUAUUAAUCCUCAUGCGUAUAAUGAUGGAACUGUGUUUGUUCAGUGCUGUGGAUGCAAUGCGUACCAUAAGCUUGUGGAUCACUUGAACUUGUUUCAGGAGACAAAUUGCUAUCUGAAUUCAAGUUUUAAUUAUAAAGGUCCUGGAUGGGAUGAUCUUAAGUUCAGGUUCAUGGACGUAGAUAGCGACAGCGAUGAUGAUGAUGAUAUAUUCCCCGUUGCAUGAGUGACUUACCGGCUUAUGGAGUAUAUAUUUUCUACCUCUGAUGUUAAGAAGUUUUAGAUUAGUUGUCUUGUAUAUUGUUUAUGUUUUCAUGCUUUAUGGUAAAAUUUGUCAGAGGAUGGCUUUGUAUAGUAUAUAUGUGUAUGUAUAGCUUUGCAACCUAAUUGUACAAUCAUGAAUUUAAUUAUGUACAAUACUUUGCAUAAA
Molecule: messenger RNA, 965 nt
Organism: Vicia villosa (hairy vetch)
Lineage: Eukaryota; Viridiplantae; Streptophyta; Magnoliopsida; Fabales; Fabaceae
Exons: 4
Coding region: 99-761 (220 amino acids)
Biological process (GO): protein folding; protein stabilization; protein import into mitochondrial matrix
Cellular component (GO): mitochondrion
Molecular function (GO): protein-folding chaperone binding; zinc ion binding
Source: RefSeq, a predicted model, not a curated record